Messenger RNA from Sclerotinia sclerotiorum 1980 UF-70, 1098 nucleotides. RefSeq lists its product as hypothetical. The transcript is spliced from 8 exons. Lineage: Eukaryota; Fungi; Ascomycota; Leotiomycetes; Helotiales; Sclerotiniaceae. Bases 1 to 1098 code for a protein of 365 amino acids. The record is from RefSeq and is a predicted model, not a curated record.
AUGUUGAUUCAAAAAUUUGGGAAGCUCUUGCUUCCUCUUACUAUCCUAACAGUCCAGGUCUUUGCGCAGGCAGACAAAGCUAAAUGGGACGCAGUGUGCAAGCAAAAGGCCGGACCGCAAUUUUCUAUGCAGUUCGACGCAGCUGGCAAACCCACUGGACAAUGUGUUGCUCCUCCUAUUACGAGCUGUUAUUGGGGUCCAUACCGAGACCCUAAGUCAGGUAAGGACGGCUGUUGCGGCAAAGAUAAAGGAACUUUCAGCGUUGAUCCUGUGAACAAAGCCGAGGGAGCAUGUUGCGUUGCCCCAGCUGUGUAUUCGUUCGACGCUAUGGCAAACAAAGGAAACUGUUGUGAUGCUGGUAAAUCCUAUCAUGUGGAUUUGAAGACCAUGACCGGAAGCUGCUGCAACAAUGCGGACGACGUUUAUACUUGUGAUUGUUCUUGCAAGCCAAAUCCAAAUCCUACUUGCCCCAAGGGCGAUAGAAAGACCUUCACAGCUGGGGGCAAAAAGUAUAUUCUCUACUGUAAUCUGAUCAACCAUGGAACAAAUGAUUUAGGCCAAGCUCCCGCAGAUACUAUGGGCGACUGCAUGACCCGCUGCUCUGGGAUCGCCAAUUGCGUGCGCGCAAUCUACGCUCCAUCUUCUAAAAUCUGCUAUUUACGAACCCACGGUAACAAGGAUGUACCAGUUACAGCUGAUGGCUAUGAUAGUGCUCAUCUCGUUGAAGAACCGACGACUACUCAAUGUCCGGCAUGUCCUAGCGUUAGCCCCAAACCAGCUGAUCCUUUCCCCGAUAAGUGCCCUGGUGCAGAUGGCAAGACUACCACUGUUGGGGGUAUAGAGUAUAAGGUGUACUGCACAUUAGGGCACUCAGCAGCUAAUCCGAACUUGGGGGUAUCAAGUGCAAAGGAUUUUAAGGAGUGUAUGGAGCAGUGUUCUGCAAAAGCUAGUCCCACGUGCCAGGGAAUUAAUUACUAUGAUGAUGGAAAUCCCACUGAUAAUUGCGUAUGGGCGAGCGUCUGGGACAGUCCUCCAAAGGGUGCAGCACCUGCUGGAGGAGAUUUCUUGUGUGCUAUCCCUACUACAAAGAGGACUUAG